This is a messenger RNA of Pneumocystis jirovecii RU7, 4122 nucleotides long. Its product is annotated as chromatin-remodeling histone chaperone SPT6. The transcript is spliced from 9 exons. Lineage: Eukaryota; Fungi; Ascomycota; Pneumocystomycetes; Pneumocystales; Pneumocystaceae. Gene Ontology annotation, biological process: transcription elongation by RNA polymerase II; positive regulation of transcription elongation by RNA polymerase II; transcription elongation-coupled chromatin remodeling. Gene Ontology annotation, molecular function: nucleosome binding; histone binding; DNA binding. The record is from RefSeq and is a predicted model, not a curated record. Bases 1 to 4122 code for a protein of 1373 amino acids. Gene Ontology annotation, cellular component: transcription elongation factor complex.
AUGGGGGAUGUACUAGGUGAAAAUAAUGAGAAUGAUGUAUGGGAUGAAAAAAGCGAUGAAAAUGAGGAAAAUGAUUUGGAGGAUGAUACUGUUAUGGAUUCUAGCGAAGAGGAAGAGGAUGAUGAUGAUGAUGAUGAAAGAAGAAAGGUUCAUGAGGGAUUUAUUGUUGAUGAUGAGGAAGAAACAGAUGAUGAUGUAGCAAAUAUAAGACGGCAUAAAAGACGAAAACGGUUAAAUGAUGUGGAUAGGGAUAUGGAUGGUGACGAACUUGAUGAAGAAGAUCUAGAUCUUGUUAUGGAAAAUACUGGAAUUGUAAUGGCACGAGAUAUACCAAAAUUCAAAAGGUUAAAACGAAGAAAAGAAAAAUCUGCUUCUAAGAAUUUGGAAGAUAUUUUUUCAGAUGAAGAGGAUCAGAGUAAUGCAGAAGAGAAAGCUUACGUUAAACAAGGAGUGUUUACUGAUGAAUUUGCUGAUUUCAUUGAGGAGGAUGAUCUUGAUAAUGAUAUUGAUAAUAGAAAAGAAAUUCGACAUGAAAAGUCAUUUCGUAUAGGGGCGUAUUCCGAAAGUGUUGGAAUAGAUAGUGAUGCGCAUGCUGAAGUUUUUGAAAUUUUUGGUGAUGGUGGAGAUUAUGCUUAUGCUCUUGAAAAUGAAGAUUCUGAGCAAUAUGAAAAAAAAGAUGUCUCUUUGCAUGAUGUUUUUGAGCAUAGUGAAAUUGUUGAACGUAUGCUUACAGAUAUGGAUGAGAUUAUUCGGAUUACUGAUGUUCCUGAACGGAUUCAGGUUUUACGGGCUCCGUAUUAUCAUUUGCAGCUUUCCGAUGAAGAUAUCUUAAAAGAGUAUGAUUGGGUUUCGAAUCGUCUACUCUUUGUGCGUUCCGAUAUAGACAAUAUUUUGUUGAAACCUUUUAAGAAAGCUGUAAAAAAUGUUAUUGAUUUUUACAAUCGUGAUUUUUUUGAACCAUCGUUUAUUUGGCAAAACAGAAAAGAUUAUUUACUUUUUUCUGAAAAAACUACUGAUGAAAGGAAAGCAAAUAAAGUUCAUACUCUAUUAAGGCAGAGUGAUUUGUGGAAAAUUCUUGAUCUUGAUCUUAAAUUUCGUGCAUUUAUUGAAAAACGGAAUUCUUUUUUUGAAACUUUUAAGAACUUAGAUCUCGAUGAUAAAUUGCUUAAAGAGUGUAUUGGUAAAGUUGAAUGUUUUGAAGAGAUUAUUGAUCUCUAUGAUUAUAUAUAUUUUCGAUAUUCUGAAAAUAUAAAAGACAUGAAUAUUUCACAAGGAUCUACUUUUAAGAGACCUUCGAAUAAAUAUUCUUUUUAUGCUAAAAUAAGGAAAGAUAAUUUUUAUAAUCUUGUCAGAGCUUUUGGGUUGCCUCCUGAACAUAUUGGAAAAAAUUUUUUGGAAAAUACUAAAAGAUAUUUUCCUGAAGAUCCUGACAAAUGGCCAGAAGUUCUGGCAGAAGAAUAUGUUAUGGGUUCUAAUUAUUUAUCUGUUUCUAAUGCUUUGGCUGUUGCAAGAAAAGUUGUUGUUGAUGAGUUAUUGAACGAUCCUCAAGUUAGAAAGUCCAUAAGGACUAUUUAUCUUAAAAAGUGUUAUAUUAAUGUUAAUCCUACUGAAAAGGGUAUUAGAAAAAUAGAUAAUGAUCACCCUUUUUAUUUUUUUAAAUAUGCUCGUCGUGUUUCUACUGAGAAUAUGUUUCAUGAUCCUGAUUUUUACCUUCAGAUGAUUAAUGCUGAAGAUCAAGAUUUAGUUACAGUGAGUAUUCAUUUAGAUGGAUAUGAUAAUAUAUUUUCUGAAAUGUUUGAAUUACUAAUCUCCGAUAAUGUUAGUGAAAUAGCAUCUGCUUGGAAUAAUCAGAGAAAAUUAAUAUUGAUUGAUUUGUUUGCUAGAAUUAAACCAAUUAUGGAGAAAACUAUUAAAGAAAAUUUAAAGAGUGAUUGUGAAGAUGUUCUUUCUUUUUUUUGUAGAAAAAAAUUUUUGGAUAAACUUGAUCGUACACCUUACAUUUUGAAGUCUUUGGAUAAAGGAGAAAUACCGCGUGUAUUAACAGUUUCUAAUGGAAGAGGGGAUCCUACAAAAGAUGAUACUUUAUGUGUAUUUGUUGAUGAAAAUGGAAAAGUAUUAGAGCAUAUUAGAAUUUCUGACAUAAAUGAAGAAAAUUCUAAAAAAGAGUUAUUUGAUUUUAUAGAACGUCGAAAUCCUGAUGUUAUUGGCAUAUCUGGGUUUAGCGUUUCUGUUGACUUUCUUCGAAGAUGUUUAAAAGAUAUAGUUGAUAAUAUUAAUGCAAAACAAAGUGAUAAUAAUGACCACAUAAGAGUUGUAUAUGUUAAUGAUGAUGUUGCUAGGCUUUAUCAAAAUAGUGAAAGAGCUUCAAAAGAAUUUCCUAAUUUGCCUUCAUUGGGUAAGUAUUGUGUUUCUCUUGCUAGAUAUAUGCAAAGUCCACUUAUGGAAUAUGCGGCAAUGGGGAAUGACAUUACAUCAAUAUCUUUCCAUCCAUGGCAGCAUCUUAUACCACGUGAUAAAUUACAAAGAGUUUUGGAAACAGCAAUUGUAGAUAUUGUAAAUUUAGUGGGUGUUAAUAUAAAUGAUGUUGUUAAGUCUUCUUAUAAAUCAAAUCUUUUGCCAUAUGUAUGUGGUUUAGGUCCCCGUAAAGCUCAGAGUCUGUGUAAGCGUAUUUCUCUUGUAGGCGGAUAUAUUUCAAAUCGUGCUGAACUCAUUACAAAAUCUAUUGUAACAAGGAAUAUUUUUAUUAAUUGCGCUAGUUUUUUGAAGAUACCUUAUGAUGAUAAUUCUACAUCUGAUUCUAGUGAGAUUUUGGAUAGUACAAGGGUACAUCCAGAAGAUUACGAAUUAGCCAGAAAAAUGGCAGCAGAUGCAUUAGAAUUAGAUGAAGAAGAUGUUGAGGAGUACGAUUCUAGUGGGGGGAUUGUGGCUCAUCUCAUGAAUGAUGAUCCUGAUAAACUUAGUGAUCUUAUAUUAGAAGAAUAUGCUGAGCAAUUGGAAAAGGUUUUUCAACAAUUAAAAAGAAAUACCCUUGAGACUAUCAGAGAUGAGCUUCAGAAUCCUUAUGAAGAACUUCGUAAAGACUAUAAAGAUAUUACAGAUCAGGAAAUUUUUACUAUGUUAACUGGAGAGACACCAGAAUCAUUGAAACCAGGGUCUGUUAUUCCUGUCACUGUUAAAAAAAUUAGUAAUAGGCAUGUUACUGUGAAAUUAAAUUGUGGAAUAGAUGGAAAUAUUGCUAGUUCUCAAAUAAGUGAUAAUUAUAAUGUUUUACCUUCUCAAGUUUUACAAUAUGGACAGAUUGUUCAAGCAGUUGUCUUAAGUUUGAAUUUUCAAAAAUUUACUGCAGAGCUAUCAACAAAGGCAUCUUCUAUUAAAGAAGCAUAUAAAAACCAAAAAGAUAGUUUUUUAAAUAGAAAAAUUGAAUGGGACAGUAUUGCUGAAGAAAAAGAUAAGUCUAAAAUUGCAUUAAAGAAGGAAGCAGAACAACGAAUAACUAGAGUUAUCAAACAUCCACUUUUUAGACCAUUUAAUGCUCGACAGGCUGAAGAUUAUUUGGCUGGUAUGCAACGUGGUGAUGUAGUAAUUCGGCCAUCAUCAAGUGGACCUGAUCAUAUUGCUAUAACAUGGAAAAUUUCUGAAGGGAUUUAUCAGCAUAUUGAUGUUCUUGAAUUAGACAAAGAAAACGAAUUUUCUGUUGGUCGUCAACUACGUGUACGAGGAAAAGAGCAGAAUUAUUCUUAUAGUGAUUUGGACGAACUUAUAGUUUCACAUAUUAAAUCAAUUGCUCGAAAAGUCGAUGAAAUGACUACAAAUGAAAAAUUUCAAAAAGGUACUAGAGCUGAAACAGAACAAUGGCUCAAUAGGUAUUCAGAAGCCAAUCCAAGAAGGUCUUGUUAUGCAUUUUGUUUUAAUCCUAAAUAUCCCGGGUUUUUUGAUCUUUGUUUUAAGGCUAAUUUGAAAUCUAAAGUUGUUAGUUGGUCAGUGAAAGUUGUUCCUAAUGCAUUUUCUUUGAAAGGAAAUCUUUAUGGUGAUAUGAAUACUUUAUGUAAUGGUUUUAAAAUGAUGUUUGCUGCUCAAACAAAUAAUAGAUCUAUUACAAAUAGUCGUAGAUUAAACAUUUAG